GAGAAAAUAAAGCGAGAAUUGACUCAAUUGGAGAGUUUAUUACCCGAAAUGAGAGUCAAGAUCGAGGACUCAAACGAUCAAAUGAAUAACGAAAAGGAAGGACUCCAACGACAAGAGAGCGAACGGAUGGCUGAGGAGGCGAUCGCUGCCAAGAAUAAAGAGAUCAAAGAGAAACCAAUCACUAAUAUAUCGCAUCUCAUUAAACGAAAGCGUGAAAAUGGCGAUUCGGACCCGAAUUCAAAGAAAGUUUGUUCAAACGGACACAACGUUCAAAGCAGUGAUAACACAUCUGAUCAGACAUUGGCCACCAAUUAAGUUAUCACUGUUUUAUACCGGUAUUUAUGAAUGCAUCCAAUGUUUGUAACCAUAACUC
This is a messenger RNA of Medioppia subpectinata, 373 nucleotides long. The record is from the annotation of a GenBank genome assembly. Lineage: Eukaryota; Metazoa; Arthropoda; Arachnida; Sarcoptiformes; Oppiidae.